AUGACAAAGGCAUCAGUGGUGGACCAGUCCGCGCCGGCGUACGCGCCCAAGCGGCUGCUGGCAGAGGCGCGCGCGGCGUCGAAGGUGAACAUCGAGCAGGUCUUCGCGUUUCUGGAAGGCUCGCCGGAGAAGGCGGCGCUGACGAACGAGCUACUGGCGGAGUUUGCAGCCGACCCUGCGAUCACGCAGGGCCCGGAGUACUACGACCUCACAAAGGCCGAGCAGCGGGAGCAGACGGUGAAGAAGAUCGCGCGGCUGGCGCUGUACUUGGAGAAUGACAUUAAGCUGGCACGCAAGCAGCACCACAAGGACGUGGUGCGGGACCUGCAGUCGCCGGACGCGCCGAUGGUGACUAUGAGCGACAUGGAACGCUUCGAGAAGCGCUCAACGCUGGUGGCGCUGAUCGACCCGCAGCUGGCAACGCGGCUGGGCGUGAACCUGAGCUUGUUCGGUAAUGCCGUGCGGGGUAACGGCACGGACGAACAGAUCAAGUAUUGGCUGCAGGAGCGCGGGCUCAUCUUCGUGAAGGGCAUCUAUGGCUGCUUCGCGAUGACAGAGCUAGGCCAUGGGUCCAACGUGGCGAACCUGCAGACACGCGCUACGUACGACCCUGCGAGCGACUCGUUUGUGAUUCAGACGCCCGACCUUGUCGCGACGAAGUGGUGGAUCGGCGGUGCUGCGCACAGCGCGACGCACUCGACCGUGUACGCCCGUCUGAUCGUGGAGGGCAAGGACUACGGCGUGAAGGUCUUCGUGGUGCCUCUGCGCAACCCCAAGACCAUGGAGUUGCUGGCCGGGAUUUCCAUCGGCGACAUCGGCUCCAAGAUGGGCCGCGACGGUAUCGACAACGGCUGGAUCCAGUUUAACAAUGUGCGUAUUCCCCGUGAGUACAUGCUGAGCCGGUUUACGAAGGUGAUCCCCGGCAACCCGCCAAAGGUUGAGAUGGAGCCUCUGUUGGACUCCAUCUCCGGCUACGCCGCGUUGCUGUCCGGACGUGUGAGCAUGGUAUUGGACUCCUACCGCUUUGGCGCACGCUUCUCCACCAUCGCCACGCGGUAUGCCUUUGGCAGACAGCAGUUUGGUGACCCAACCAAUGAGACCCAGCUAAUAGAGUACCCAUUGCACCAGUUCCGUGUUCUCCCUCAGCUUGCCAUAAUAUACAUGAUGGCGCCGGGCGCGAUGAAGUUGAUGGACACAUACAACAGCUGUUUGGGUGAGUUGUACGGUGCUGGCGAUGACAAGAAGAAGUUGACUACUGUUAGCGCCAGAAUGAAGGACUUGUUUGUGGAGUCUGCCAGUUUGAAGGCCACCUGCACUUGGUUGACUUCGACGUUGAUCGACGAGUUGAGACAGACCUGCGGUGGCCACGGGUACUCCAGCUACAACGGUUUCGGAAAGGCAUACAACGACUGGGUCGUUCAGUGCACUUGGGAAGGUGACAACAACGUUCUGUGUUUGACCUCUGGUAAGUCGCUGCUCAAGAAGUUCGCUGGUAUUGUUCGUGGCAAGAAGGUGACUAUCUGUGACACCUCCAUGGACUACCUCCGCAUGGACUACAUCCAGAAGGUGGUUAUGGGCGGCACCAAAAAGGUGAGCAACUUAUCCACACUUCCAGACUACUACCAGAUCUGGUCGGUUAUCUUGGUGAAGUACUUGAAGCGCUGCGCCGAGACUGUCCGUGACAACAACGACCCAGAAUCUGUGUCCAAGCUGCUCGUGAGUAUCGCCAAGUUCCACGCAUUCUACUCUAUGCUCCAGGAGUUCCACCGCAAGUUGGCCUCUGACCAGAGCCACGUGGGCGACGCCGCAACCAAGGAGGUCUUGUGGAAGGUCUACAAGCUCUCCUCGCUCUACUUCAUCGACAAGUUCAGCGGCGAGUUCCAGCAGUUGAAGGUCAUGUCCCCAGACCAGAUGACGAACGUGCAGGAGCAGAUGUUGGCUAUCCUGCCUGAGAUCAAGACACACGCCAUCCGUCUAACUGACGCCUUCCACCUCCCUGACGCCGUGAUCAACUCAUCUAUCGGCAACUACGACGGCGACAUCUACCACAACUACUUCAACGAUGUCACCCGUGUUGCCGCCAAGGACAAGGCUCCAGGUGUGCCCCCAUACGCGGACAUGCUUGUCAACUUCUUGGCUCGUGGCGACCAGUUCGACAAUUUGAACAUCAGCGAGACCUCCUUCAAGAACCUUGGCAAGUAG
Molecule: messenger RNA, 2202 nt
Organism: Eremothecium gossypii ATCC 10895
Lineage: Eukaryota; Fungi; Ascomycota; Saccharomycetes; Saccharomycetales; Saccharomycetaceae
Gene: POX1
Product: acyl-CoA oxidase
Exons: 1
Coding region: 1-2202 (733 amino acids)
Biological process (GO): lipid homeostasis; fatty acid beta-oxidation using acyl-CoA oxidase
Cellular component (GO): peroxisome
Molecular function (GO): acyl-CoA oxidase activity; FAD binding; fatty acid binding
Source: RefSeq, marked provisional